Solanum pennellii is the source of this 1132-nucleotide messenger RNA. RefSeq lists its product as uncharacterized. The record is from RefSeq and is a predicted model, not a curated record. NCBI's taxonomy places the organism in Eukaryota, Viridiplantae, Streptophyta, Magnoliopsida, Solanales, Solanaceae. The transcript has 2 exons. Bases 43 to 513 code for a protein of 156 amino acids.
AUUACACUUUAUAUAUAUAUAUAUAUAUAUAUAUAAUUAAGUAUGAGUUCUAGCAAAAAAAAUAGCGGUAAAGGAAAAGAGAAAGCACAAGAUAACGAAGAAAGUAGACUUUUUAAAUUAUUUAAUUUUGGUAAAAAAAAUAGUAAAGAAAAAAAGAGUAGUAAAAGUGGUGGUACUUCAUCUAAAUCAACGAGUAGAGUUAGAUUUAACAUAAAUGAUUCUACUUAUGUUGAUGAUACUCCUUAUAAUAUUGAUUCAAAUGUUCAACUCGAUCACGAAAGUUUAGAACGACGUUAUGGUAAUAUUAAUCCUAAUGUUGAUGAAAAUUCAGGUGAAGAAGUAGAAGCUGAUUUGGGAGAAGAGGAGUUAGAUGAAACACCUACUAGUCCGGUGACAGAAGUUCCAAAUGAGACUAUCAAUUUACCGGAGCAAAAUUUUGGACAUCCACCCCUUAUACCUCCCACAAGGGAGAAGAAAACUUGGAAAUCAAAGAUGGCAAUGAAGAUUUAUUAGGAUGGUGGAGUAGACGAAGCGAUGCAUUUCCAACUUUGAGCAAAAUGGUUCGUGAUAUUCAAGCUAUUCAAACUUCAUCAGUUGCAGCGGAGGCUGCUUUCAGUGCGGCAAGGUUUCAAAUCGGUGAUCAUAGACAUUCAUUGGCGAAAGACAGUUUGGAAACAACAGUUUUAUUUAGAGACUGGUGCAAUGCCGAAAGGAUGAAUAACAAUUUGCCAAAGUUAAGUAAAAAACAAGCAACUUGGAUCAAAACACAAAUUGAAUGCAGUGAUGAUGAAUUAGAGGCACAAGAAUUUCUAACAAGUUUGCCAACACCGGAGGAUAUCACAAUCGAUAUGAUACGACAAUUACAAUUAAAUUUUAAAGGAGAAAACAGAUAUUAUUAGAUUACAUUCGAGAACUAAUUGAAACAGAACCCUUCCUAGAAGGUGGCUGCGUAAAAUUAGUUACUCAUCUAAUAUCUGUAACAAAUAUUAGUUUUACGUAUGAGAACUUAUUGAAACAGAACCCUUCCUAGAAGGUGGCUGCGUAGAUUAGUUACUCCACUAAUAUUUGUUAAUUGUAAGUUGUAACUUAUAAGUUCUAUUGAAUAAAUUUGAAGGUUUUAACUUUUGUUCAA